This is a messenger RNA of Komagataella phaffii GS115, 741 nucleotides long. RefSeq names its product U3 small nucleolar RNA-associated protein. The record is from RefSeq and is a predicted model, not a curated record. The transcript has a single exon. Bases 1 to 741 code for a protein of 246 amino acids. NCBI's taxonomy places the organism in Eukaryota, Fungi, Ascomycota, Pichiomycetes, Pichiales, Pichiaceae. Gene Ontology annotation, cellular component: nucleolus; small-subunit processome. Gene Ontology annotation, biological process: rRNA processing.
AUGGCAAAGCUGGUCCACAACGUUCAGAAGAAACAGCAUAGAGAGCGAGCCCAGCCUUCAGAAAGAAGGAAGCUUGGUCUUUUGGAAAAGAAGAAAGAUUAUAAACUCCGGGCUAAAGAUCGUCAUGCCAAGGAAGCUUAUUUGAAGCUGUUGAGAGAGAAAGCAAAGAACAGAAACCCAGAUGAAUACUAUCAUGCUAUGGUUAACAGGACAACAAAUGAAGAUGGAAUUAUGCUUGAGAAAGAAGAAGAGCCGGCCCUCACCGAAGAGGAGAUUUAUCUAGUAAAGACACAGAAUGCCACUUACGUUAGUGCUAUGAGAAACAGAGAUCUAGGUAAGAUUAGAAGGAUGAAACAGGCCCUGUCAUAUGGAAGUGAGGGUAAACACACCGUAUUCGUGGAUAACGAAACAGAAUUGGAAACGUUUGAUCCAGUAAAGUUUUUUAAAACCGAUGCUAGGUUAUUAAACCAGAGAGAAAACCGUUUGAAAGUUGAUCAACUUUUGGAUGGUGAUCUUAAAAACUACGAUCAAGUGUUUGAAAAGACGAAGCUUGAUACAGAUGCUGAAAAAUUGAAGCAAUUGAAACUUCUGAAAAGUCAUAUGGAUAGAGCAAAGAAAUUACAGGAAUUACACAACGAGAUUGUCAUUAGUAAAGAGUUGACAAAAGAGGGUGAAAAGGAAAAAUUAAUAGGAUCCGAUGGAAAACCAUACUACAAAUGGAAAACUCAGAGAAAGAGGUAA